This is a messenger RNA of Chara braunii, 5067 nucleotides long. NCBI's taxonomy places the organism in Eukaryota, Viridiplantae, Streptophyta, Charophyceae, Charales, Characeae. The record is from the annotation of a GenBank genome assembly.
GAACGGCCAAUGGUCGAGGAUCUGCAGACGGAAUGUCGCCCCUCUCGUCUUGUCUUUUUUCGUGCUCUUUUUGUUCACCCCUCUCACCCAUUCCCGCCUUUUUCCCCCACCCCUCACGACCCCGCCACCGCCCAAAAGGUCGGGCCUUUCAUUUCAUGCCGCCCUCGUCGACGACCAGACGUUGGAGUUGCAAGGAGUGGAAUGGAAAAAUGGAAAUGGAAAAUGGAAAACAAUCUUUACUGCCUCGGCCGUCUAUCAGCUAUAGACUAUAGACGCAGUAUAUGAGUCAUUAGUUGAUGCUUCUAUGGUUGCUGCCGUGCUAUCGGCUUGACGAACGGCAUUUGGCGAUUGCAUGCCAGCGUGGAGGCAGCGUUAGCAGGGCACGCCGACACGUGUCGGGACGAAGGUGGUGGUGACACGUGGACGGUGCAUGCCAUUCCUUGCAGCUGUGUGAUCGACACGUCAUCUCGAGGUGCCAGUCGCUCUGCGGGGCGCAAGAGGGCGAUAUUUUCUCUGAUUACCUACCUGCGCGGCAGGAGAAAGAGGCUGAUUUGGGGCUCAAGGUGCGCACGCCAUCCACGGCGAUCGUGAUUGGAAGAGUGCUUGAGAGUUUAGCUGGAAGGAAGGAGGAGAAGAGAGGGCUGGCUGCUGUCAUUGGAUUCUUCAUUCCGUGUCUACCUCUCGCCUACCUCGCUCCAUUUUUGUCUUUGACGACUGGUGUGAUCGAUUUCUUGUCCAUUGAUUGCACGGUUGUGAUUGAGAAGUAAGCGGGCGAUGGACGGCGUGCAAGAGCGACGGAGAGGAGGUAGGAAGCGGAAAGUGGAAUCGCCAGUCUUGAGCAAGAAGCAGAAGACGGGGGCUAACGAUAAUAGUAGCCCGCCGGCGGCGAAGCUGGUCAAGGUGGAGAUGCCGCGAUCGGGACGCUCCGUGGGUGUGGAGAGGGUGGCGGCAUCGAAACUGCUUUUAGAUGACAUAGCGAGAAAGGAGGAAGGAAGGAUGAAGCAGCAGCAACAUGAGCAGCAGCAGUCUCAGCAGCAGCGCGAGCAGCAGUGUGCGGAUCAGGAGCGCCGGCGAGAGGAGACGUGGAAGUUGAGUACUCCGCAAAUGGGAGGCGAGGAGGUGGAAAAGGGAAGGAAGAAGAAGAAGAAGAAGAAGAAGAAAACAACGGAAGCUGGCGACGGAGCGGGUUUGGUGCAAGAUUUUCCAAUGUUGUCCUCGAGGGAGAGGAAUCUGCAGUCGCGCAGGUCACCAUCUGCUGCUGCUUCGGUAAAGCGGAACGCGGCAAUUGGCGGGGCGCGGAAGGCGAUGGGGGAAGACGGAGAUGGAGAGGUUGGUUUGGAUGGGAGUAGGGAUGUGGAGGAGGGAGUUGUGGAUGGCGGGAAGAGCGCGGAGGAGGAUGGGGGGCUGAGCUCAGGCCGUGAAAAGGUCCAGGCGCAAGGCUUGAAGGCGAGGAGGAGAGGGUCUAUCGGCGGCGCACGGCUUAGGGCAGCGGUUCGGGGGAGGGUGCGCCGAAGGGGUGCAAGGAGGGAUCGCGAAGGCGACGGGAGGGAGGGAGGUACGAGGGGAGCCAGCGAAGGAAGAGGCAGGGCGCGGCGGAAAGAUGGCGAUAAUGGAUGCGGCGACAAGGGUGGGAGCCAGGAGGAGGAGGAGGAUGAGGAGGAGGAGGAUGAGGAGGAGGAGGAGGAGGAGGAGGAGGAGGAGGAGGAGGAGGAGGAGGAGAUAUCUGAGGAAGAAGCAGCUAGAGAAGGCCGAGCAGCGUCGGAGGGAGAAGAGAGGCGCAAAGACGUAUUGAUGGAUGAUGGGGAGAAUGGGGAAGCGGGCGCGCUGCAGUCGCCCGUAGCAGACGGGUCGCCGCCAUCUGGCAGCGCCAAGCGCGGUCGAGGGCGGCCAACGAAAUCUCGCGCUGCUGGCGGCGGCGCCUCUCAUCUAUCGAAUCCUGCGCCUACGGCAGGCGGGGGAGGUGGUUUCGCCAUUCCUCUCAUUCUCGACGAUGCCAUGGGCGAAGACGUGAAGGACGCACCCUUCAUGGAUGCCGUUGUGAAAGUGUUUUGCACCCACACGGAGCCCAAUUUCUCCCUCCCGUGGCAGCGAAAGAGGCAAUACAGUUCCAACAGCAGCGGCUUCAUCAUCGGCGGAAGAAGGGUGUUGACAAACGCACACUCCGUGGAGCAUUACACGCAGGUUAAGGUCAAGCGGAGAGGGUCUGACGUUAAGUACUUGGCCAGCGUGUUGGCCAUCGGCACGGAGUGCGACAUAGCUAUGCUGACCGUCGAGGACGAAACCUUUUGGCAAGGAGUGGAGGCCCUUCAGUUCGGCUCGCUGCCCAGACUGCAGGACGCUGUCACCGUCGUCGGAUAUCCCAUCGGAGGGGAUACCAUCUCGGUGACCAGCGGUGUGGUCUCGAGAAUAGAGGUCACGGCCUACGUGCAUGGGGCGACUGAGCUCCUAGGUCUACAGAUCGACGCUGCUAUCAACGCCGGUAAUUCCGGCGGGCCGGCCUUCAACAGCAAGGGACAGUGCGUUGGGAUUGCCUUCCAGUCGCUGAAACACGAGGACGCGGAGAACAUAGGGUACGUGAUUCCUACGCCGGUGAUUACGCAUUUCAUCACGGAUUACGAGAGGAACGGAGAGUACACGGGCUUCCCUGUGUUGGGGAUAGAAUGGCAGAAGAUGGAGAACCCGCACAUGAGGAAAGCGUUGGGGAUGAAAGGAGGAGAGAAGGGGGUCAGGAUUCGAAGGGUGGAGCCGACGGCGCCCGGGGCGGCAAAGCUGUUCGCGUCAGACAUCCUUUUGAGCUUCGAUGGUGUUGAUAUUGCCAAUGAUGGGACUGUGCCCUUCCGUCACGGGGAGAGGAUAAGCUUCAGCUACUUGGUCUCCUUGAAGUACACGGGAGAAGCAGCCAACGUGCGCGUUUUGAGAGGCAUGAAGCAUCUCGACCUCAACGUGGACUUAGCCAAUCAGAAACGAUUGGUCCCUGUUCACAUCAGGGGAAAGCCCCCCUCCUACUAUAUCGUUGCUGGGAUCGUUUUCACUCCCGUCUCCGUGCCUUACCUCCGGUCAGAAUACGGCAAGGAUUACGACUACGAGGCGCCCGUGAAGCUGCUUGACAAACUCAUUCACGCGAUGGCCACGACCGAGGACCAGCAGGUGGUGGUCGUCUCCCAGGUGUUAGUUGCUGAUGUCAACAUCGGCUAUGAAGAUAUCGUGAAUACCCAGGUCGUCGCAUUCAACGGGAAGGCAGUGCGGAAUCUGAAGUCGUUGGCCAUGAUGGUGGAGGCUUGUGAUGAUGCCUACCUCAGAUUCGAAUUGGAGUACCAGCAGCUUCUCAUCUUGGAGAUGGAGUCGGCGAGGGCGGCGACCCAGGAGAUCCUGAAGACGCAUUGCAUUCCGUCUGCCAUGUCGGAUGAUCUCAAGUCCUGAUCCUGAUCUGCCGCGCCCAGAUCCCUUGCUUGUUCCGUCUUCUGCGGACAGAAGUACUAUAGCCGCAGCGAUGAUGCGUGUCCCUCCCGACUGCAGCGAUGGCGGCGGCUACAACGGGCGCCGACGAUGGCGAUGAGGCGAGCAAGAGAGGGGGGGGAGGGGGAGAGGGAGAGGAGGGAAUCUUCUUGAUUUGAACGAUGAAUGAUGAAAUAUGAAUGGUCUGUAGAAUUCAGGAGGUCGCAGUCGUGGCAGGUGGGGUGUGUUUGGUUACGCAUCCUGUCGGAUUGCCCUGCCGACUAGCUGCGUGUGGGACUGAGGAAGAAGAACGGGAAGAAGAGGACCACAACCGAAUGAAUGGGUUAAGCUGCGUGUGGGACUGAGGAAGAAGAACGGGAAGAAGAGGACAGCAACCGAAUGAAUGGGUAAUAAAUAACAAGGAGAGGCAAAGGCACCAGGGAGAAGCAGCAAGGCGGGUAAUAGGAGGAGUGAUUGACAGGAGGAGAGGAGCUCAAAGAGGAUGGGUGGUCUUGGUUGUCGUCGGGGUCUGUUGGUCUGUAUUGGGGACCACGUGCCUGGUUCUGCAAGCAAAUAACAAGGAGAGGCAAAAGCACCAGGGAGAAGCAGCAGCAAGGCAGGAAAGAGGAGGAGCGAUUGACAGGAGGAGAGCAGCUCGCAGUGCACGGGCGGUUUUGGUUGUUGUCGGAGUCUGUUUGUCUGUAUUGUGUACCAUGUCCAGGGUUCUGCAUCACCACCACAUGUCCUCUUUUAUUUCAUAGAGAGGUUCCCCCCCCCCCCCCCCCCCCCCCCCCCCCCCCCACCUCUUCAAUUUUUUACUUGCUGUCUUAAUCGGCCUUUGUCAGAUUUUCAAUGUCAAUUUUGUCAGAUGAAAUCUAUAGGUGCCGUGUGUCGGUUAUCUCCACGCCGAUCAGAAUUUUUUGGCUGCCUGUAUCGAUCGCUAUGGGGCACUGAGGUUGUGUUUUAUGGAUGGAUGGGGGUGGAUGGAUGGCAAAGCAAAAAAUGAUGCGAUGAUGGCAAGUGACCGUUUUUCGGUGUAGAGUCUCUGUUCCACUGUCGCUGCGGCUUGGUCACGGGGGCUAUGGAGGUUUCUUCAACAUGCAGAUCGACCAGUGGCAGAAAGUGAUGAUGCGUGUGCUUUCUACUUCACACACGGGGCAAAUAAAAUUGGAUGAGAUUAGACCAGAUUACAUCGGAAUACGUACGAUGAGGAGACCUUAUCUGAUCAAGUCAGAUCAUUGAUACCCUGCACCCUCCCCCUCCCUCCCCCCCCCCAAGCAACGGCUCUCAUUCUGGUCACGGAGGCGGCGUCUCUUGCUCAGCGGGGUGUCUCUCUCUCCCUCCCUCCCUCUCUCUCUCUCUCGCUCGCUUCACCUGCCAUGAGGUUGUUAUGAUGAUUGCGAUCCUGCUCUGUAACUCUUCAUUUGCAUAUACAGACGCUAAGCGUCUGCUCUUCGAGCCUCUCUCUCUCUCUCUCUCUCUCCCUCCCUCCCUCUCUCUCGGUGCUUACCACUGCUGCUGUGUUCCUCAUGGUCGAGCGUGCUGUAGCUUGCUGUGGGUGCGCUUUGCUCCUCUCUUAUGCUGUUCAGACGUUUAAAGCGGAUGUGAAUACCGCCACCAGCACCUUUGCCG